Messenger RNA from Plasmodium relictum, 717 nucleotides. RefSeq names its product conserved Plasmodium protein, unknown function. The record is from RefSeq and is a predicted model, not a curated record. The coding region runs from base 1 to 717 and encodes 238 amino acids. The transcript has a single exon. Lineage: Eukaryota; Apicomplexa; Aconoidasida; Haemosporida; Plasmodiidae.
AUGAAUUCAAUAAAAGAUUAUUAUUCUAAUUGCCUACAUGCAUGUUAUCCAGAAAAAUAUGUAAUAGAUCAAAAUGAGAUAGAAAUACCAGAGACUGCAAAAACUAAUUUGAGUUUUAGGUUAUUUGAUAUAUAUUAUAAUACAGGAAGUGACUUUAAUGUAAAAGAUAAUCACUUAAAAAGCUUAAAAACUAUGAUAAAUGAUGAUAUAAGUACAAGGCUAAAAAAGAAAAAAAAAAAUUUUAAGAACUUGGAUAAAAUAAAAAUUUUAGAUAAUUUUUUUUUUAACAUCGAAAACAGUAAUAAUAAUAAUAAUAAUAAAUCUAAUAGUAGUCAUAUUAAUAAAGAAGAAUGUAUUUUAAUAGAAAAUACUUUUGAUUCAGUAAUACCUAAAAAAGGUAAUAUUCAAAAUAAACCUUUUGAUAUUAAAAAAAAAAAUUCAUCAAAAAAAAAAAAAGAAAAAAAUAUAGAAGGUAUUGAGAAAAACUAUUUUAUAAGAAAAAAUAUAAAAUAUGAAAAAUUAAAAGCUGGAAAAGAAGAAAAGGAAAAAAAAGAAAUAAACUUACUAAAUAAAGAAAUAAAAAAAAUAAAUAGAAUAAAUGAUAGUAAGGAAAACAGUUCUGAUAAAGACAUUUAUGAAUUACAUAAAAUAAAUAGAAAUAUUAUGAAAACAUCUAAAAUAAAUAUACCCAAAAUAAAUUUAUCAAAGAUUUCAUGA